This is a messenger RNA of Pseudophryne corroboree (corroboree frog), 1978 nucleotides long. RefSeq lists its product as uncharacterized. The record is from RefSeq and is a predicted model, not a curated record. The transcript is spliced from 8 exons. The coding region runs from base 105 to 1007 and encodes 300 amino acids. Gene Ontology annotation, biological process: signal transduction. NCBI's taxonomy places the organism in Eukaryota, Metazoa, Chordata, Amphibia, Anura, Myobatrachidae. Gene Ontology annotation, molecular function: protein binding.
CAGGUAUGCUAGCAACACCAAUGCAGGGAAUUGUUUUUCCUGGUUACAAGAGUAAAAUCAUUCAGCUAGGCAGCUACAGAAUUUGACAUACAGAAAGUAUAGUAAUGGGUGUAUAUGCCAGUAAAUUUCAUGAAAGUGGAGGUAAAACGCUUCUGGAGUCAACAGAUCCUUCACAACCCAACUGGAUCAGUGCACAUGCUGAAACCUGUAAAUUGUCUAUACCAGAGGUGCUGCGAUGCUGGAACAGAUUUCUAAUGCUUGAUCCUGAGUCCAAUGGUAAUGUUAAACGAAGUCACUUUUUCUUCAGAGAUGAAUUCAGCAAAAAGCUAUGUGAACAAAUUCCAGUUUCAGAAGAUGAGGUUAUAACAUUUCAGACAUAUUGCAGCGCUGUGUCGUGGUUAAGCAAAGCCCCCAAAGAAAGCAAACUCAGAGGACUCUAUCAAACUUUAACCACAAGCGAAUUGACUAAGGAAUCUCUUCAUAUCCUGCUUUACCAUUUAUACCCUAACGAAGAAUCAAAAGUUAUCAGUGACCUUUGCCAUCUUUUACUUUUGGAAAUUGAUAAGGAUAAUAAAGGUGCCAUUGAUGAGGAUCAGUUUGUGACUUGGGUUAAUAAUAUGCCUCACAUGCAGGUUUCAUCAAUAUUGAACUUUUCAUUACUGCCACCAAAUAUGACAUCAGCGUCUGAAACUGUCACUUCCAUUUCAACAAGCAGUGAUUUAGAUAACAGCUGGGGAAUACGUGAUAACCAGCUUCAACAGGUAGCGCUGCUAAUGGCAAAAAGGAAGAGAGACUGGCGACUCCUAGCAAAUCAUUUGGGGUUGCUAGAGAAAGACUGUAUGUUCUUUGAACAGAACCAUUCUGACACUAGAGAUAAGAUCCUAGAUAUGCUGCAGGUGUGGAGGAACGCUCAUGGAAAGCAGGCCCAGUCACAGAUGCUACAGAACGCACUGAAACAAACCCGCAACACUGAUAUUGCCAAUGAGACUUUCAAUCUGAAUUUUUAAACAUUAUAGACCUCCUUAGCCUUACUGAUAGAGGAUGGCACAUUGCAUCACCAGUUAAUCACAACACAUGUGAAUUACACCAGAAUGAAUGAACAUGUUUAAUUUUUGCAAAUGAAUCUGUGGUUUUCAGGAUAACUAUUCAAAAUAAUUAGCUUUCGUCAUUACCAUAAUAAGUCAUUUCAUUUUAUGUAACUAUGCAUAUAAUGGAAAUGUGAACUUAAUUAUAUAGCUGUGUUAAAAUUGGGCAAGCAUGAAGGCUACCAUUUAUGGUGUGCCUGUUAUGCAGCUUUGAGAACCCUGGGGGUCAUUCCGAGUUGUUCGCUCGUUAUUUUUUUGUCACAACGGAGCGAAUAGUCGCUAAUGCGCAUGCGCAAUGUCCGCAGUGCGACUGCGCCAAGUAAAUUUGCUAUGCAGUUAGGAAUUUUACUCACGGCAUUACAAGGUUUUUUCUUUGUUCUGGUGAUCGUAAUGUGAUUGACAGGAAGUGGGUGUUUCUGGGCGGAAACUGGCCGUUUUAUGGGAGUGUGUGAAAAAACGCUACCGUUUCAGGGAAAAACGCGGGAGUGGCUGGAGAAACGGAGGAGUGUCUGGGCGAACGCUGGGUGUGUUUAUGACGUCAAACCAGGAACGACAAGCACUGAACUGAUCGCAGAUGCCGAGUAAGUCUGGAGCUACUCAGAAACUGCUAAGAAGUGUCUAUUCGUAAUUCUGCUAAUCUUUCGUUCGCAAUUUUAAUAUGCUAAGAUUCACUCCCAGUAGGCAGUGGCUUAGCGUGUGCAAAGCUGCUAAAAGCAGCUUGCGAGCGAACAACUCGGAAUGACCACCCCUAACAUUAAUCGUACAGCAUCAAUGGAAGCCUAACUGGAAUGAAUGUAAAACUGAGCCCCACUUACUUGCUCAUAGAUGCCUUAGCUACUAUUUCUCUUACGUCCUAGAAGAUACUGGGGUCCACAUUAGUACCAUGGGGUAUA